Molecule: messenger RNA, 4504 nt
Organism: Mizuhopecten yessoensis (Yesso scallop)
Lineage: Eukaryota; Metazoa; Mollusca; Bivalvia; Pectinida; Pectinidae
Product: contactin-like
Exons: 25
Coding region: 86-3778 (1230 amino acids)
Biological process (GO): cell-cell adhesion
Molecular function (GO): protein binding
Source: RefSeq, a predicted model, not a curated record
GUGAGUAUUUCAUAAACACACUACCGCCAUUGUCGGGGAUUUAAACGUCUACAGCUAAGUGUCCAGUAUUUAACAACAUGCAGCCAUGUUUUGGAUAACCCUUCUGCUGACUGCAAGUCCAAUAUGGGGACAAACAUAUGAUUGCCCACAGGACUGGUUUGAACAUGGUGACCACUGUUAUCACUUCUCCUUCAACCCACUUAAGACUUACCUCCAGGCUAAAGAACUCUGUGAGGAUUAUGGGGCUGCCCUGCUCAGUAUAGAGACUACAUCUGAAGAUGUCUUCAUCAAGAACUGGCUCAGUCAGAGAGAUCAGGCCAAAAACCUGUGGUUUACCAGUGGUGUAUAUCUGGGAGACGGGAUGUUUGUCUGGCAGAGUACCGGAGCCGAGCUGAUUGAUCACCUUGACUACUGGACCAGCAUAAACCACAUGCUGAAGACUGGUGCCAACAUUGUCUAUGGAUACUCGGGAAGCAGUCAGAGCUAUGGCUGGAUGAGAACAGAUGGCACCCAUUCUCUGAGCUAUAUUUGCGAGAUUCCACGUAAGGAAGUGUACCGCAUCAUACAGGAGGCGAGAGACUACUCAUAUGGAACUUUCUAUACAAACCCUAGCUUAGUACCCCGUGGCCCGGAGAUGUACAUCAACCCGAUAGACACGGAGAUACUUGGGAAGACUCGACUUGUAUUCCUGGAGUGCGAAGCUAAAGGGCUUCCCCAGCCAACCUACACAUGGACAAGGAACUCGUCACAGGAUGUGAUUACCCCGACGACCGACAUCCGAUACACGCUGACCAAUGGCCGACUGUCGAUCCAGGACCCUACUGAGAGCAAAGAUGCUGGCCAGUAUCAAUGUGAAGCUGAAAACAGAUUUGGAAAGAUAAUCUCUGCUCCGGUCUUUCUUUCAUUUGCAUUCCUCGGCGAUUUCACCAAUGUAGAUAGAGCUCCAACACGCCCUGCUGAGUACAGUGGUGCUAUACUAGAAUGUCCCACAUUACAGGCCCGCUCAAAAGCAGGUCUCACGUACCAGUGGAAGAGAGGUCGGGAGUUCAUCAUCACCGACCUCAACAACUAUAUGUUCAUAUCACAGGACGGAAAGCUGUACUUCUCCGAGGUGACACGCAGCGAUAACGGCGAAUAUUACUGUAUCACUACCCUCAGCAGUCCCAGUGAUUCACGUAACUAUAUAGGGUCGGCACAGGUUCCCAGUCGCAUCAGCAGGGAGGUCAACCUCGAUGUCAUAGCUCAACCCAGCAGUGAGGCGGCCGUACAGAUCCAGGACAGCUUUAUCCAAGUGUUUCCAAAGAUACCAAUAGCAGGACAGACCAUUGCCCUCGAGUGUUUUGCUUAUGGCUCUGGUAACCUUAAAUACUCCUGGACUACUCCCGGUAAACAAGAUGAUCGCUUCUCACUGUUGGACAGUAGUCGUGUCCUCACCAUAGCCAACGCCAGACUGGGGGACUCAGGAACCUACAGCUGUACAGUGAGGAGCAGGAAAACUGACACAUUUGGCACAAAGAUGUUCACACUCUCUAUUGAAGCCAAACCAUUCUUCACCCUCCCUCUAAAAAGCCAGCACGUAGGUACAGGUAAACAGUUGACAUGGCGCUGUGAGGCACGGUCUAUUCCCCGUGCCGUUUACACAUGGUACAAGAAUGGUGAACCUCUCCUCAACACUUCCGACAUCGUUGUCAUACGUAACACACUUGUCAUACCAGCUCUUGAAAAGAAACACAGUGGCAUGUAUCAGUGUUCUGCCGACAACAUCCACGGCACCACCAUGAGCUCUGCACAGCUCAGGGUCCUUGAAUUCCCACCAACCUUCAACAAAUCUCCCCUGCCAUCCUCAAUGAUGGGGGCCAGGUUGGGCAAUAUCACUAUUGCCUGUAACCCAGAAGCGGCACCCUACCCCAUGUUCACGUGGCUGUUUGGGGGCAAUGACAUGAGCCUACGUGAAGGGGACACAACUUCCAGGAUACGCAUGCUGGCCAACGGAGACCUGCUUCUAACAAGGCUGGUUGACGCAGAUGGAGGGGUGUACACCUGCAAAGUAGAGAAUUCCUUGGGAUCAGCAAUGAGUACAACAAACCUAAAGAUAUUGACUAGGACUUCCAUUAGUGUACCUCCAGUGAAGAGAGAAGUUAUUGUCAACAACACAGUGUUUAUACCGUGCCGUGCCUCACAUGACCCGGCGCUGGACCUCAUCUACACCUGGCAACUCAAUGGACACAAUCUAGAUGUCCAACGUGACACCACCUACCAGCUGGGUGGUGAUGGGAGAGGAGGGCUGUAUAUCCGUAGUGCCCAGUUCCGACACCAGGGAGAGUACACCUGCACUGCCUCGACUCCUGUAGACCAAGACUUUGCGUCCAGCACACUAACAGUCCUAGGUCCUCCAGGGGAACCAGCAGGUGUGUACAAUGACAUAGCGAGUCCCCCUCCAAACCCGCGCACAGUCAGAAUCAAGUGGUCAGACGGAAAGCUCAAUGGCCCUCCCAUCACCUUCUACAUGAUAGAGGCCAAGACCAACUACUCAUCGAAGUGGUACCUACAGACCAUGAAUGUGUCCUACUCCAGUGCUAUCGUAGUUGGAGACUCAGACAAGCGGUCAGCUCUGGUGGAUAACCUCAAACCUGGUGUGGCCUACAGGUUCAGGGUUGUGGCUGUCAACCAGUAUGGAUUUGGUACCCCUAGUAUCCCUACAGAUUAUAAGACAAUACCUGCUGCUCCUCCUGAGGUACCUCCAAAAAUGGUUGGGGGUGGCGGGGGAAAGGUUGGAGAGCUCAGAAUUACCUGGAAGCCCCUGCCUCCAGAGGACCAGUUUGGUUGGGGGAUCGGCUACCUGGUAGAAUGGAAAUUACGACAGAUAGAUAUUGGUACCUCACGCUCCAUGUGGGCACAGGCACGUGUGUAUGGUAACAAGAGUGAGUACUCAACCACGGUUGGAGCAGAUUUACCCUACGUCGAGUAUGAAGUACGAGUGACACCAUUUAAUAUGUUCGGGGAUGGUAAAGCCACACUCACCGCAUUUAUCUACUCUGCCGAGGGAUUGCCAGUCAGUACCCCCACAAAGGUGUACGCCGACAGCUAUAACAGUACGGCCGUCAGCGUCCACUGGAAACCAGUCAAAAACACCAUCCAGAGCAUGAAAGGUCGUCUCCGUGGUUACAAGGUAAACUACUGGCUGCGAGAGGGCGGCGACGAGAUGCAUGCCAUCCAGGCCAUUUUCUACGGGGACAUAGACCACGCCAUCAUCAUCGGCCUCCUGCCGGAUACCUGGUACUACUUCAAUGUACAGGUGUUUAACACAGCAGGCAAUGGUCAGAAGAGCGAGAAGUACCCGCAGGAGACGGACCGAUACCGUCCUAUGCGGUACCCAACAGAGGUCCAUGUCCACUCUCACAGUACUGAGUCUGCCAAGGUGACCUUCAGAGGAAUAUCUACCCAGGUGGAGGAAGAACCCCUUAGGGGUUACAUGAUAAAAUACUGGGAGACGUCCGAUGACAUUCGCCAGGCUAAAACUUUGGACGUUGAAAAGGCCAAUGCCGGUAUUAUUUAUGGACUAAAGAAGGGAAUUGUGUACAAACUGAGGGUGCUGGGAUACAGUCAGGGUGGUGAGGGGAAAAUGUCUUCACCUGCUACUCUUUUCACGAUGGCUGGUGGCAGUAUUCCUUACGACCCAACGUCUACAGACAUCAUGGCUGCUGCCUCCAGCCUCUCCGUCUCCACGACAAUCACUGUGAUAUGUACCAUAGCAUCUCUAGUGCUCUUCCUCAUUUGAGUAUCAGUGCUUGUCAUCAUUUGAGUAUCAGUGCUUGUUCCUUUUAAGUACUCAUCUCCAGCUGGUCAAUAGAUGUGUUCAUUGGAGUAUCUGGACAUUGGCAGCUCUCACGCAAAGUUGACUAAUAAUUUUGCCAUUUUUGUCACGGUGCCAUACUGUAAAAGUGGAAAUGUUCACAUUUUUUUUCGCAUUGAGUAAAUUGGCGCGAAAAUAUCCCCUCCCAAGUAUUUCUUUAUAGAUCAUAAAGAUAAAUAUUGUACAUAUAUAGAUUUCAGAACAGUUGCCAAUGCGAAAAUUUCAACAUUGUUAUAAGUUUAAACUGAGUCAUAACAUGAACAUUUGUACUACACAGUAUUACUAUUGUCCGUAAACAGUGCUAGAAGUGCAGGAUAAGAAUCAAUGAAGUAUGUCUGAGUGAUAAGUUGUAUAUCGGAGGGUAACAGUGUAUGCAUCAGAGGGUAACAGUAUAUACAUCAGAGGGUAACAGUAUAUACAUCAGAGGGUAACAGUGUAUACAUCAGAGGGUAACAGUGUAUACAUCAGAGGGUAACAGUAUAUACAUAAGAGAGUAACAGUAUAUACAUCAGAGGGUAACAGUUUGGUAUAUACUUACCCUCUGAUGGGUUACCCUCUGAUGUAUAUACAUCAGAGAGUAACAGUUUGGUAUAUACUUACCCUCUGAUGUGUUACCCUCUGAUGUAUAUACAUCGGAGGGUAACAGUGUAU